AUGCCUCAAAUCAUUGAGAACACCGGCAGCACGGCACGGGACUUCUGCAUGCUCGAGCGAAACUGUUUGGCUCACAUCAAACUGGCGCUUCUGCUUUCUUUGACGUCCUAUUCGGUGCUACUUCGCGCUCGACUCGCUAUCAAGGGAGAGGACGAGCCAGGAACCGGCCUCACGAAUGCAGGCCUACCCAUAGCUACGUUGCAAUUCUUGGCAGCCAUGGGUGCUAUCGCCGCCGGACUUUUCGAGUACCAUCAAGGAUACAAGGAUAUGCGGCACAUGCGCGCUUUCUUAGUAUCUAAGAAACCACAUUUUGCCAUAAUCACGGUCGUCACGGCGAUCAUUAUGACUACAUGUGUAAUCUUGUUGGCGGACGAAAACGACCUAUGA
Messenger RNA from Punctularia strigosozonata HHB-11173 SS5, 387 nucleotides. RefSeq lists its product as uncharacterized. The transcript is spliced from 3 exons. The record is from RefSeq and is a predicted model, not a curated record. The coding region runs from base 1 to 387 and encodes 128 amino acids. Lineage: Eukaryota; Fungi; Basidiomycota; Agaricomycetes; Corticiales; Punctulariaceae.